UGAGUAAAAUGGGAGGCGGACAGUCUACACCAUCACCACCACCACCACCAAAUCCAGAAUAUGAUGAGCCAUGGAGGAAAAUGCCUUGGGGAGAAAAAGGCGCCUUAGAAAAGAAACUGAGACAAUUCAAGGUUGAAACCUCACAUGCGCCGAACAUCAGGAUUCUGAUUGCUGGAGCAGUUGGAGCAGGAAAGUCCAGCUUCAUAAACUCAGUAAAUAAUGUUUUCCAAGGACGAAUCACCUGUGAUGCUCUUACUGAUUCAACAGCUGGAACCUCAACAUCAUUUACAAAAGUAUAUAAAACCCAUCAUAUUAAAGGACACGAUGGGUCCCCCUUGGCUUUCAUCUUCAAUGAUAUUAUGGGACUUGAGGAAUCAUCUGAGACACUUGAUCAGGACAUCAUUAAAGCCUUAAAAGGUUUUGUCCAGGAGGGAUACAAGUUUAAUCCUGCAUCCCCCCUGUCUGAUAAAGACCACGGUUACAGAAGUGACCCGAGUUUUGAGCAGCAGACCUUCUGCCUGGUCCACGUUAUGGCAGCAAACAGUGUGUCAAUGAUGAAUGAUGAAGUCAUUAAGCGGAUGAAAUGUAUCCGUCUGGCCGCUGCAGAUUUGGACAUGCCUCAAGUGAUCAUCAUGACAAAACCAGAUGAAGCCUGUCCACUGGUUAACAAAGACAUAAGGAAGAUCUACACAAGCAAGAAAAUCAAGGCAAAGAUGGAGGAGUGCAGGAAUCUGGUGGGUGUUCCCAUGAAUCACAUCUUCCCUGUGAAGAACUACCAUGAGGAGGUGGACACGGACGACGACAUGGAUUUUCUGAUCCUCAAAGCGCUCGAUCAGAUCGUGAACAUCGCCAGCGAUGCACAGCAGAGAAAAGCCCCCAGUCAUAAACCUGAGUGAGGACUCUUGAGAUGCUAAUGUUGUAGCAAGCAUUUGUUAAAUCUUUUUUGUUUGGUGUUUGUUGAAAUAUUAUAUGACAGGUAGUAUAAACAGUUGGAGUUAGUAAAAUGCUUUACUUU
Trichomycterus rosablanca is the source of this 1015-nucleotide messenger RNA. Its product is annotated as interferon-induced protein 44-like. The record is from RefSeq and is a predicted model, not a curated record. Bases 9 to 896 code for a protein of 295 amino acids. The transcript has 7 exons. Gene Ontology annotation, biological process: immune response. Lineage: Eukaryota; Metazoa; Chordata; Actinopteri; Siluriformes; Trichomycteridae.